AUGGCCACCGAAGCACCACCAAACUAUAUCCGUGUCUCGACAAGAGACGAGGAGGAUACCGAUCUGCCAAGUCACGCCCAUGUACAUGAGCCUGACGGCGACAUUCCUACCAGCGUCACGCAAGCCGCGGACGUUCCUUCGACCGCGAUAUCCCCUCCGCCAUCCCCUCCUACAAGAGCACAGACUGAAGUGUCGUCCAUCAGUGCUGUCGCCCAACCUCGUUCCAAUACGGAACCCUUGCCCCAGUCGCAGGCGCGGCCCACGGAGCAACUGCGUGACGGAAAGAGGCACUCGUCUCUGGGCGCGUUGAAGCAUCGGCUUCAAAGUUCUUUCGACCCUUCACUGCACGAAUUGUUAGAGAAGCGCGGCCUUGAUCCAAGCAGUCAGCGACAGUAUAGCCAGAAAAGGCAACGCCAACGGCUAUGGCGAUUGACGAUCGGUGAAUUCUUGUAUACGGUUGCCCUUUGCCUGGCUUACUUCGGUGUUUUGUACGCCUACGGCGGAAAGGACGCAAUCAGCGUGCGCGAGCGGAGGAUAUUCAAUGCCUUGGUAACAGGCGUGACCCUCCUGCUCGGUGUGAACCUAGCGGCAUCGUUGCGAAGUUACGCCAAGUUGUUGAGAUGGCGGAUUCUGGCGAUAUGUUAUCGGCCCCUAGAGACCUUCGACCUCGUCAUGGGCUGCGACAGCUUGAUGAAUGUGACGAAGCUUCUGUGGAAAGCGGGCAAUAACAGGUACAAGUAUUUGCCAUCGAGAACGCAGAUUAUCUGUUUCGCAUGGCUCCUUGUCCACGUGGCUAUCACUGUUCUGGUCGGUAUUAUCGGCCUGAACUAUAAUUUGGAAGAUUCGGAUUCGACCCUCUUCGUGCGCACCGGCAAUAUCAGCAUGGUGGACUUGAAUGCAUUGUCCGACGGGUUCUAUGGAUACGACCUAGCUCAAGUCCAGGCAUGGGGAUCACGAGGCGUGACCAUUGAGCCGUCGGUCAUCACCGCUGAGUCGGAGUCUGCACUAGGCUACCUCUCCGACUCGGCUGGUUACACCCUCUACUAUUUUCAGGAUCAGAAAGCGGAUGAUCCGAAUCAGAACGUUGUGUCGAGUCGGUGGAUCGAGUCCCAAGCGUAUUGCACUGGGUAUAUUGUCAAGGAAGGGCAGUAUGGUGACCUCUCGUACAUCAUCUACCACGACGGCGAGCACGAUGUCAACCAGACAAUGCCAUCCCUGGCUGGACCCGCUGGUCUCAUAGUCAUGUCCAAGCUGAACUCGACAUGCGGGGACCGAUGCGUCGACAUGCAGGCUUUCCAAGCAGCCACUUUGCCUGGUGAGAAUGACAUGGGCUAUACAAUCCCAGAAGGCUCUUUCUUUGUCUGCAGCAAUACGGUGCCUCAAGUUGGAGAUGAUAGGAACUCUCACUUGAGCGAUGACUUCUUGAUCUAUGACGAUGUGGGCAGAAUGUUGGCCGGAAGCCUGGGAUGGAGCGAGGUCCCUCCUGUCUUCAACGGCACCGCAGAAUACGCGGUCUACACGAAUUGGUCCCAGGUUAGCUUCGGCCAUCAACCGACUGACACCGAUAUGGCUGCACGUAUCUCAACCUUCACGAUGGGGGCAAUCGCAUUCAUGGAUGGCUCGAAUCUUAUGUCCAGGCGGUAUGCCAUCAGCGACGAAAUGCCGUAUGCCGCGCAGGUGCUCAAGGUGAAGUGGAAAUAUGCAGGCUCCAUCCUCGGAGUCAUCCCAUUCAUCCACUUUCUGACCCUGGCGCAAGUCAUUCUCUGGGCCAACAACGCAAUCAUCAAGGACGACAGCCACCUCGCCAUCGCCAAGGUGUAUCAUUCCUUUCUGAGUCGACUAGGCGACCACGGCUGCCUGUUGCGUGGUGAUGAAAUCGUCGCUCUCCUGGAGAACCCGAGCGUCGCAUAUGGCUGGCGACAGAGCGUGGAGCCAGGUGGACAAGGCUUGAUGCACGUCGACGUGUUCGAUCGCGAGCACGGCCUUGUAAGGGAAGAGCGACCAUUUCAGGAAGGGUGGUAUAACGGCGGGGGCGAGGGCAGUCCCAUUACCGAGAAGUCCGAAGCACAAUGCAACUUGCGGAGACGGUACCGGGACUUUGAUGCGGCAGAAUUCUUCUAA
This is a messenger RNA of Cladophialophora yegresii CBS 114405, 2121 nucleotides long. RefSeq lists its product as uncharacterized. The record is from RefSeq and is a predicted model, not a curated record. The coding region runs from base 1 to 2121 and encodes 706 amino acids. The transcript is spliced from 3 exons. NCBI's taxonomy places the organism in Eukaryota, Fungi, Ascomycota, Eurotiomycetes, Chaetothyriales, Herpotrichiellaceae.